AUGGACAUAAUUAAUACAUUGCCAGAGGUGCAACAGCAAAUGUUUCAACGUUUAAUUCAGAAAUUUAUGUCUCCCAACAAUAACACAACAAAACAAGUUUCGGAAAAGGAAACGGAAAAUUUUAAGAAUUUAUUAGAGAAAAUUCGUGAAUCCAAUAAAAUUGUAAACAUGCAAACGAUAAUGGAAAAAAUUAAGGAAAAUAAUCAUCAUAUUGAUGUGGAUGAUGCGAAUAUGGAGGAUAAUUUGAAAAAUAGUGAUAUUGACUACUGCUCUGACGACAGUCGCAAAUCCUCAAAUUACGGCGGAAACAAUCAAACUCUCACACCUCGACACACAAUCGACGCAAUCUUAGGCCUCAACAAUCGCUGCAUGGAAAAUGGCACUGAAAUGAUUGUAGCUACCGACCUAUCACGCGCUCCAUUAGUUGGUUUGAGCAAUCCGCCGCUGCUGCAUCACAUUAAAACAACUGACAAUCAAUUUAUGACGACGACAAAAAAUCAAUUUACUCCGCAACAGCAGCAACAUUCUCAGCCACUUCCCCCUCCGCCGCCAGAAAUGCUUUCAAAUUUCAACUACUCAUCGUCGCAUUUAAAAUCGAUAAUGGAUUUGAGUGAUCCAUCGACGCAACAGCAGCAACAACAACCACCGCAUCCAGCAUCUGGCGUGAAUCCGCAAUUUCAAGACCAACAUCACCAUUUGAACUACAUGCGAAAUCUCAAAGAGAGCAAUAAAUAUUUCCUCGAUGCAAAUUACCGAAAUUACUGCAAAAAUAUCCAAGAAAUCCAAAGUAAUGCGAAUUUAGCGAAAAUGUUUUCGGGCACGUCAAGUCAACAAGAACAUCAAGACGAUUCGAGUGAUUUGACGGAUCUUUCGCCGAAAAAUGUCACCGUGCUAAAUGGUAGUCACGAUGAACGAGUUGAUGGAGCAUCUGCACCGGAUUAUCACUACUUACAGUCGCAGUCGUCGCAAUCGCAGCACAAUGACGCAGCAGAAAAAUCAAUUAAGCCCAAUAACUACGGGGCAUAUGUCAAGAAUCAGUUUGACACGAUACGAGCACGGCAAUUAGAUGAGAUGCAAAAUAAUUGUGAUAUGAAUAAUCAUCAUGAGAUGGGGAAUAAUAAUAAUAACAACAACAACAAUAAUGGGAGUAGUGCGAAUAAGUUGGCGAAUGUGGAUGAAUGUAGUUCGAGUGAGAUGCGGAAUUAUGCGUCGAGCGACGAUUUGAAUCAAACCAUGUCCACAGAUGAUAAAAUGGGAUCGGGAAGUGAGGAUGAAGGAGGCGACGACGCAUGUUCCAAGAAAAAGCAUCGUCGAAAUCGCACAACUUUCACCACAUACCAGCUUCACGAGUUAGAACGCGCCUUCGAGAAAUCUCACUACCCAGACGUUUAUUCGCGCGAAGAGCUCGCCAUGAAAGUCAAUUUACCUGAAGUUCGUGUACAAGUUUGGUUUCAGAAUCGUCGUGCAAAAUGGCGACGCCAAGAGAAAAGUGAAAGUCUUCGCUUAGGAUUAAGUCAUUUCUCGCAAUUACCUCAUCGGCUAGGAUGCAAUGGAGCAAAUCUACCCGUGGAUCCUUGGUUAUCGCCUCCUUUGCUCUCAGCGUUACCAGGUUUUCUCUCGCAUCCACAAACAGUUUAUCCGAGUUAUCUCACGCCUCCUCUGAGUCUCGGUCAUAAUAAUUUAGCGAUGGCGGCGAAUUUGGGUCUCGCGCAUCACCCAAAUAACCCGCAUGGGCUCCGAAUUUCACCGCAAGGCAUGAUGGCGGGCGGUAUGCCGCCUCAGAUGAGACUUUCGCCCCAAAUGUCGGGUCCUCCCUCGAAUUCCGGCGCAGGAACUCCGAAUCCUUGCAGUACGCCUCCCAAUUUGCCGUCCAUUCCGCCGCCGGGAACGAUGCGACAUAUCACACGAUCUCCUCCGCUUCCGCCUCAAACGCUUUCGAGAGUGUCGUCGCCCGAUGGAAGUAUAAGUCCCGGAUCGCCUGGCAGUAUAAAAUGCGGAAAAGAUGAGGAAAAUGAAGCGAAUGUGAAUGGCGGUGCGAAAGAAGUCACGAAUGCCGUUAAUAUGACGAUCAAUACGUCGACAGAUAUGAGAACGAACUCAAUCGCAGCACUGAGAAUCAAAGCGAAGGAACACAUCGAGAACAUUAACAAGGGAUUGACGACGACGGUGUAG
This is a messenger RNA of Culicoides brevitarsis, 2172 nucleotides long. Its product is annotated as retinal homeobox protein Rx. The record is from RefSeq and is a predicted model, not a curated record. Gene Ontology annotation, biological process: regulation of transcription by RNA polymerase II. Lineage: Eukaryota; Metazoa; Arthropoda; Insecta; Diptera; Ceratopogonidae. The transcript has 6 exons. Gene Ontology annotation, molecular function: RNA polymerase II transcription regulatory region sequence-specific DNA binding; DNA-binding transcription factor activity, RNA polymerase II-specific. Bases 1 to 2172 code for a protein of 723 amino acids.